Botrytis porri is the source of this 1161-nucleotide messenger RNA. RefSeq lists its product as uncharacterized. The record is from RefSeq and is a predicted model, not a curated record. Lineage: Eukaryota; Fungi; Ascomycota; Leotiomycetes; Helotiales; Sclerotiniaceae. The transcript has 3 exons. Bases 1 to 1161 code for a protein of 386 amino acids.
AUGAGCUCAGUCUACGGAGAUCGUGUCAUCACAAUAGCUGCCUCGUCAGCUCGUGAUAGCUCCGAAGGUUGUUUUCUUGAACCGCCAGACUUCAGUGGCGGCCUCCGAGCACGAAUUACUGAUGGUGGUCGGCAAAGAGUACAAGAUUUUCUAUGCCAGAAGGAAUACGAUUAUUCUACCGUAGAAGCCCAUGUUGGAACAAGAGCAUGGGCGUUACAAGAGAAAAUCUUGCUGCCACGGACCAUUCACUUCGAGUUCUUCCCCGAAAGAGUCCGAGAAAGUUGUGCUCGGUCACCUAUCUACCGAACAGGGAUGUUUGAGUGGCAGUGGCCUCAAGUCGUUCAACUUUAUUCGGCAGCUAAUCUGACAUAUGAAAACGACAAAUUACCAGCACUUCCUGGCAUUGCGAAACUGGAAUUCGACGAGAAUGGCGAUCAGGAUUUGGCCGGGGUGUGGAGGAAAAAAAUCGAAGAGCAGCUUUGCUGGGAUCUGGCGGGAUGUAACGCCAGGGAGCGACCGCUCUGGCGAGCCCCUUCUUGGUCUUGGGCUUCCAUUUAUGGGCGGAUAGCAUGGCCGGUGUUAUACGGUGAUAUCCUCGAUACCAGAUAUGCGCAUGUUGUGGAUGCUGGCACGACUCCUUACGGUCACGAUCCUUUCGGACAGGUUAUUGAUGGAUUUGCCCGACUCGCUUGCUCUACCAUGGCAGCUGGCCACAUCGCUUACAUAGGGGCAUUAGAUGGAGCAGGGUGUAAAAAUGAUGCCGCAGUCUCGUUAAAUUUUCGUGGCCAAAUGAAGAUAUUCCCAAACUUUUUAGACUGUCUGGAUGACAUUGACCAAAACUAUAUUCAAUCUCUACAUUUGGUACUAUUAAUUGGAGGCUCAAUUGGCUUUGUUAGAAAGAAUAAUGUAGAUUUUGGUGGGGGAAAAGACAUCGUUGAGGAGCUCUACGAGCCUUUUUUACAAGUUCUAGAGGAACAAGAUCUGGCAACCGCUGAGGAAGCAUGUUCUGAGAUUCUUUCAAUUGCCAAUCCUCCCGAUCAUCGGUAUCUCAUCACUGUUUCAUCAUGUCAAUUCAAGAUACAUAGUGGAGAAUCGACUGUAUUUUAUCAAGUCUCGGAUCCCAAUGGAAGCUUUCCUUCUGCCGCUCUGCUGUUCUCAUGA